Molecule: messenger RNA, 295 nt
Organism: Bursaphelenchus xylophilus (pine wood nematode)
Lineage: Eukaryota; Metazoa; Nematoda; Chromadorea; Rhabditida; Aphelenchoididae
Source: the annotation of a GenBank genome assembly
AUGGACGGAUAUCGAAUAUCAAGGUGUCAUUCGGACGGGGCGAGACGUCAAUCGGGCACCUACCUCAGACUGCGAGCUUCAGGAUUGUCGCUCCGUUCCGAACGCUCGGCGAGAAUCGGCGUGAAAACACCGACCGGACCGCAAGAAGGCGAACAAGACGAGGCCGGAGGGCCGCGGAAUCUCUUGGCCACAGGUCCGGGGGACGGUUUCUCUCGCCCUCUCUCCAGAAGCCGCACGUCUUCGCUCUCUCCAGAAUCCGGGGCUUCUCUCGCUCGCCCGCCCGCCGUUGACGUGA